Messenger RNA from Panicum hallii, 661 nucleotides. RefSeq lists its product as uncharacterized. The transcript is spliced from 2 exons. NCBI's taxonomy places the organism in Eukaryota, Viridiplantae, Streptophyta, Magnoliopsida, Poales, Poaceae. The record is from RefSeq and is a predicted model, not a curated record. The coding region runs from base 114 to 503 and encodes 129 amino acids.
CACUGCUUUUGUCCAGGAGCGGAACCAUUCAGAAGGGUUAGGAAAGCGAGGAAGCACCUCUCUUCUACGGCACUGCUACCAGCUCCUGCCCAUCUAGCAUUAUAGCAACGACCAUGGCCAUGGCGUCUCUGCAGGUGGCCUCACUCCCCCCUCUCCUUCCGGCGAGAAAUGGCCGCGCUAGCUCAAGGCCGCGGAUGGCCGCCUUGAGCUGCAAAUACAGCCAGUCCACUAGUGCCCAAGGACGAACAAGGCUCAGAAACCACGUAACACGCAGAGAUAUCCUGUCAUUCAUGUCAUCUGCCAUCUUGGCUGCAUUCCUGGUGGCUAGCCCUGCUGAAGCUAGAACUUCCAGGCUGGAGAACAAGAAGAAAGCCAUGGAGAAGCUGGAGAAGCUCCGGGAGAAGGCGUUGGGCCCAAAGAAGAAGAACGGAUCCACCAGCAAGGAGAUGCCACCUCCGGCGAACUUGCUGAUCCCUCCUGCGGCGGUCGAGGCUUCAUUGUGAAAGAUACUCGGUCCAUGGGGCCUUCAUGUUGAUGGCAAUGCUGAUCUGAAUUUGUUGUUGGAACAUUUUUACGGAACUCCUGUAUCAUGAUGCCAGCUGCUUCCUUAUUGAAAGCUACAGUGUUUCCUAAAAAGAAAGCUACAGUGAUAUGCCGGUUC